Sitodiplosis mosellana (orange wheat blossom midge) is the source of this 1169-nucleotide messenger RNA. RefSeq lists its product as uncharacterized. The transcript is spliced from 3 exons. Bases 526 to 1104 code for a protein of 192 amino acids. NCBI's taxonomy places the organism in Eukaryota, Metazoa, Arthropoda, Insecta, Diptera, Cecidomyiidae. The record is from RefSeq and is a predicted model, not a curated record.
CAUUUAUCAAUACAAAUACAGAGAAAUUUUGAAUCUCCAAAUUUCAAAGUUUGAUAAAACUAAGAAAAAAAAACAAAAAUGUUUCCCGUUUUUUCUUCGAUUUUUUUUCUCGUCGAUUUUUCAAUGGCUCUGUUGGCGAUAGAGGACAUAGUAGUAUGUUUACAUGACUCGAUUUGUUGCGGUAAGGUGGACAAAGUUGUAGUAUACUCGAGGUCUUGUACAGACAGUCAAAUGUCUGUCAUUAGACUGUCACUAGAUAGGCACGAAUUGAUAGUUGUACCAUAGCGGAGUAAAAACCUAGCUCCACUUUGCAAGUUCAGUUCAUUAUAAUGAACAUACUCGCCUUUAACCAUUUUUCGAGUCAAAAGAAAUUUACUCACCUCUUCGUUAACAAAGUCAGUGAAAUAUCAUCUCUUAAUGAUUGAGACUUAGAUCCUGAUAGCGAGACAAGUAUAAAAUAGAGUCUAGUUACAUUGAAUACACCGUACAACACAUCCUCUCACACAUGGACGCUUUAAAUGCAGGAUGUUAGGGGACCUAAAAACAAACAAAACUGCAUACUACGAUUUCUCCGUUGACGUGAUUUUUCCGGAUAAAUUGUACAAGUACUUGGCAUUGUCAUUUUUGAAGGAUUUUUUCCGUACCCAAUUGUCCGAUGCAAAAAUUGAAGCAGGUACACUGAAUGGUCCACAAACUAGACAGCUUUUGGGAUGCUCCGAAUUAUCUGAUCUAUUAACUCCUAUCCAAAAGAGGGCAUUUGAAGGAAUUCGCGAUGUCUGCAAUAACUUUUUGGGAAACAACAGAGCAGAGAAUUAUAAAAAAAUUGUUGCUGAAAUGUUGACUGCAUUCAAAGAAAUGAAAGUGAAUAUGUCAUUAAAAAUUCACUUCAUGUACAGCCACUUGAGCUUUUUUCCUGACAAUUGCGGUGACUACAGCGAUGAGCAAGGUGAACGUUUUCACCAAGAUAUUGCUGUGAUUGAAAAACGCUUUAAAUGUAAAAAUUCUGCCCAUAUGUUAGGUGAAUACUGCUGGUCGAUUUGUCGAGACACAGAUCCCAAUCAGCACAAACGAAAAAGCGAUCGACAAUUUUUUUUAACUAUGUAAAAAUCAUUAUAAUCGUAUCAUUUUAAGUGUUUCUUGUAGUUUUGAACCAUUUUCAAUAAAAUUAU